AUGACAACAGAGGAGACCAUUAACAUCAAGGAGGUGGAGGUGAUCAAACUGAUGCUGGACUUCCUCAACUCCAGGAAGCUCCACAUCAGCAUGCUGGCCCUGGAGAAGGAGAGCGGCGUCAUCAAUGGCCUUUACUCUGAUGACAUGCUCUUCCUCAGGUACUACCAUUUGCUUUAGUCUGCUACAAACACAGUGUCAUUCUAAAGUCUGUAUGGGAGCAACCCUGGCUAGGCAUACCUCCCUCAGGGGGAGGAAUCUUCAGGAAAGAUCACCCCAUUAGGACUCUUUUAAAGCAGUGCUCUUCAAUCCCUGUGUGCAGGUUUUUCCCUCCAGCCCAGUUCUGAUACACCUGAAUCAGCUAAUCAAGAGGCUUGAUGACGACUGCAUUAAAUGGAGCUACCUUACGCUCUAAGACUCUGUAAACAAGUCCAUGUCUCAGACCAUCUGUUUUGUAGAUCCAGCUAUCCAAAAUCAAUGGAAGAUUUAAGAACCGUAUUAUCUCCCGGUCUUUUCCAUUCAUAGAGCUACACAACUGAUGGCAUGGGAUGUGGACUUAUCUCGAUAUUAGACAACUUUUACAUUCUGAAAACAUCAGACAGUUGUUGAUUUUGGAGUGAAAUGUCCCUUUAAGUACACCGAUAGUGUUGUCAUAUGUGAGGUCCCGAGCUACAUUCCUAGAUAUCCCCUUUUUUACAUUAUGCGUAUUUCAUGAUGCACUGCACCUUGUACAGUACUCAGUGACAUUCACCAGAGAGACUCAAUCAAAAGAUCCCCUUGGGACAUUAUUCAAUUUAGCGUCGGUAAGUGGCUGAUUACAUAAACGUUACACUAUCAUCGAUUUACAAGGUCGUUGUUAUGAUCCCUCUUUGUUUUCCAUCAGGCUUAUCAAAUUAGGAUGCUCUGUUUCAGUGCUACACACAAAUACUAUCAAAUUAGGAUGCUCUGUUUCAGUGCUACACACAAAUACUAUCAAAUUAGGAUGCUCUGUUUCAGUGCUACACACAAAUACUAUCAAAUUAGGAUGCUCUGUUUCAGUACUACACACAAAUACUAUCAAAUUAGGAUGCUCUGUUUCAGUACUACACACAAAUACUAUCAAAUUAGGAUGCUCUGUUUCAGUACUACACACAAAUACUAUCAAAUUAUAAUGCUCUGUUUCAGUACUACACACAAAUACUAUCAAAUUAGGAUGCUCUGUUUCAGUACUACACACAAAUACUAUCAAAUUAGGAUGCUCUGUUUCAGUGCUACACACAAAUACUAUCAAAUUAGAAUGCUCUGUUUCAGUACUACACACAAAUACUAUCAAAUUAGAAUGCUCUGUUUCAGUGCUACACACAAAUACUAUCAAAUUAGAAUGCUCUGUUUCAGUGCUACACACAAAUACUAUCAAAUUAGAAUGCUCUGUUUCAGUGCUACACACAAAUACUAUCAAAUUAGAAUGCUCUGUUUCAGUACUACACACAAAUACUAUCAAAUUAGAAUGCUCUGUUUCAGUGCUACACACAAAUACUAUCAAAUUAGAAUGCUCUGUUUCAGUACUACACACAAAUACUAUCAAAUUAGAAUGCUCUGUUUCAGUGCUACACACAAAUACUAUCAAAUUAGAAUGCUCUGUUUCAGUGCUACACACAAAUACUAUCAAAUUAGAAUGCUCUGUUUCAGUGCUACACACAAAUACUAUCAAAUUAGGAUGCUCUGUUUCAGUGCUACACACAAAUACUAUCAAAUUAGAAUGCUCUGUUUCAGUGCUACACACAAAUACUAUCAAAUUAGAAUGCUCUGUUUCAGUGCUACACACAAUACUAUCAAAUUAGAAUGCUCUGUUUCAGUGCUACACACAAAUACUAUCAAAUUAGAAUGCUCUGUUUCAGUGCUACACACAAAUACUAUCAAAUUAGAAUGCUCUGUUCAGUGCUACCACAAAUACUAUCAAUUAGAAUGCUCUGUUUCAGUGCUACACACAAAUACUAACACAUUAGAAUGCUCUGUUUCAGUACUACACACAACUACUAUCAAAUUAGGAUGCUCUGUUUCAGUACUACACACAAAUACUAUCAAAUUAGAAUGCUCUGUUUCAGUACUACACACAAAUACUAUCAAAUUAGAAUGCUCUGUUUCAGUGCUACACACAAAUACUAUCAAAUUAGAAUGCUCUGUUUCAGUGCUACACACAAAUACUAUCAAAUUAGAAUGCUCUGUUUCAGUGCUACACACAAAUACUAACACAUUAGAAUGCUCUGUUUCAGUACUACACACAAAUACUAUCAAAUUAGGAUGCUCUGUUUCAGUACUACAUACCCAAAUACUAUCAAAUUAGGAUGCUCUGUUUUUCAGUACUUCACACAAUACUAUCAAAUUAGAAUGCUCUUUUUCAGUACUACACACACAAUACUAUCAGAUUAGAAUUCUCUGUUUCAGUACUACCCACAAAUACUAUCAAAUUAGAAAAUUGCUCUGUUUCAGUGCUAAAACACACAAAUACUUCAAAUUAGAAUGCUCUGUCAGUCUACACACAAAUACUAUCAAAUUAGAAUGCUCUGUUCAGUGCUUACCACAAAUAUUAUCAUCAAAUUAGAAUUCUUGUUUCAGUGCUAACCAAAUCCUAUCAAAUUAGUAUGCCUGUUUCAGUGCUACAACACAAUACUAUCAAAUUAGGAUGCUCUGUUCAGUGCUACACACAAAUACUAUCAAAUUAGGAUGCUCUGUUUCAGUGCUACACACAAAUACUAUCAAAUUAGAAUGCUCUGUUGCAGUACUACACACAAAUACUAUCAAAUUAGAAUGCUCUGUUGCAGUGCUACACACAACUACUAUCAAAUUAGAAUGCUCUGUUUCAGUACUACACACAAAUACUAACAAAUUAGAAUGCUCUGUUGCAGUACUACACACAAAUACUAACAAAUUAGAAUGCUCUGUUGCAGUACUACACACAAAUACUAACAAAUUAGAAUGCUCUGUUGCAGUACUAAACACAAAUACUAACAAAUUAGGAUGCUCUGUUGCAGUACUACACACAAAUACUAACAAAUUAGGAUGCUCUGUUGCAGUACUACACACAAAUACUAACAAAUUAGGAUGCUCUGUUGCAGUACUACACACAAAUACUAACAAAUUAGGAUGCUCUGUUGCAGUACUACACAAAUACUAGCAAAUUAGGAUGCUCUUUUACAGUACUACACACAAAUACUAACAGCAUUCAAAGGGCACUGUACAGUUUUUCAUAAAACAUCUGUAGCUAACAACUAGCUUAUCAUUAAUAUAACCACACUGCUACCAUAAGGUACAAGCAUGGUGAAUGGAUAAAGGUAAAACAGAAUUUCAGAACAACAGGGUCCUGUUCACUCUAUGCCCUGAUAGUUAUUCCCAUGUUGUGCCUCUAUUGAGAAGGUGAAGAUCAACCCUCCUACUCUGUUCUUCUCUCCACAGGCAGCUGAUUCUAGAUGGCCAGUGGGAAGAGGUCCUACAGUUCAUUCAGCCUUUAGAGGGCAUGGACAAGUUUGACAAAAAGAGGUGAGAUAACCUUUUUUAAUGCUUAUAUGACCCAAUGUCUGCCACCCAAAUGUGAAUCUUAACUCUUGCCAGAUACACAGACCACAUUAACUCUUCAGAGAUUUGAUUAGCCAGUCAAGAGUGAGGUCUCGACCGAGAGGUGAAAUGAGGUCUUAUCUUUGUACAGUCGACCUAUUUUGUUCAAUUACAUACGAAGCAAUGCCAAUUUUCCCUUUUCAAUUUUGGCACAUUGGCCAAAGGUUAAUAGAUGAACCCAGUUGACAGUGAGUUGUUUUUUUACUGAAUGUUAUAAAUGUGUCUUGUGAUCCUCCCUGGCUUGUCCAGGUUCCGCUACAUCGUCCUGAAACAGAAAUUUCUGGAAGCCUUGUGUGUGAAUAACGCCAUGUCAGCUGCCGACGACCCUCAGAAUGUGAGUGGGACAGCCAAUCUAUACCGCAAGCAUUGCAUGUGGUACUGUAUUCAAAUAGACAUGCUGAGAUACUGGCAGCAAAAGCCACCCAUCUGUUGAGCAAGAUCCAUUUCAAGAGAUCAACUGUUUUUAUGCUUCAGGUGUAGCAAAGCUAAAAGCAUCACUACGGAAGGAAAACGUGACCCUUCAGGUGUAGUUUGGGAGUAAUUUGGAAGUGAACUUCAUGUUCAAGGAAAAUAUAAUAAUAGGCACUUCUUAAUUCAUGAAUUACAUUUAAAUUAUCUUAAAUUGGCUUAGUAUUAGUGUGAUAUACUAUGAAAUAAUAGCUAUACUUAGUAUUACUCUACUCAGUAAACGCCAUUGAAUGAAGCUCCUGCCCCUUUCCUUAUGCUGCCGACAGCUGGAGCUGUCCAUGCAGGAAGCGGUCAAGUGUCUCCACAGCCUGGAGGUGUUACUGCCCCUCUAAAGACGACUACAGUAAACUCUGCCUGCUCCUCACCCUGCCCUGCCUCACCCAACACGCUGAGUUCAAGGACUGGAACCCUAGCACGGCCCGGGUGCACUGCUUCGAGGAGGCCUGCGCCAUGGUGGCUGAGUUCAUCCCUGCCGACAGGAAGCUGAGCGAGGCUGGGUUCAGGGCCUCAGGGAACCGCCUCUUCCAGCUGCUCAUCAAAGGAGUGUUGUAUGAGUGCUGUGUGGAGUUCUGUCAGGUGGGUGUGGCUUUAUCAGUCAAUCAAAUGUAUUUAUAAAGCCCUUUUUACAUCAGCAGUUGUCACAAAGUGCUUUACGGUAACCAGGGCCCCAACGACUAAGGAGAAGCAGAAGCACAGUGGCCAGUUAAAAUUCCCUAGAAGGUAGUAACCUAGAGAGGAAUCAGGCUCAGUAAAUAUGGCCAAUGUGUUGGCUGGAGGUGAGUGAGGUCAGUUCCUUUACCUUGUUUCGGAAUGUCAAGUGUUUUGAGAAAGGUUGAAAAAUGUCUCUUUGAGACACCAAUGUUCUCCGUUUCCAAAACUCUACAGAGGUCCCAAGGAUGAGACGCUUCACCACGUACAUAAUGGAAGGGGAGCUUCACAGUAGCUCAGUCUAACUCAUCCUUGCUGAUAGGUGAAGUUACUAUAGAGAUAUGACUACCAGGAGUCUCUAGCCUAGGUAAUACCAGUUCAGAUGGAGGAAAUGAGACACAAACAGUCUGUCCUCUUCUCUUCCAGAGCAAAGCCACGGGGGAGGAGAUCACAGAGGACGAGGUGCUCUUGGGCGUGGACGUGCUGUGCGGCAAUGGCUGCGACGAACUCGACCUCUCCCUGCUCUCGUGGCUCCAGAACCUCUCGCCAGGCGCCUUCUCCUGCGCCUUCCAGCAGAAGACCCUGGCCAUCCACGUGGAUCCCCUCGUCAAGCCUACCAAGGCCGGCCACGCCGACCUGCUCACCCCCCUCAUCAGCCGGCUUUCCCCCUGUCCCUCCUCGCCCCUGCAGAGGCCCCAGUCGGCAGACACCUACAUGUCGCGGUCCCUGAACCCGGCGCUGGACGGGCUGUCCCAUGGCCUGGCUGCCCAGACCCAGAACAAGAGGGGCAUGGAGGGCAGCGUGAGGCCGGCGCUCAGCCAAAGCAUGGUGGAGAAUAACGUGCGCCAGCUGGACGACGACUCGCCAGAGAGGUACAACGCUAGGCCCUUCAGGGUUAAUAUAGAUUUAUUGAAAUCAGUAGGUACGGCUUGACAAUACUAUUACUGUAAACAAGAUGCACUCUUACCAGGAUUCACAAUGAAUCCCAAUUCCAUUCAGGUCCAAACACCUUUCCUUAACCUUUAACCUUUCCUUAACCUUUAACCUUUCCUCACGCUUUAACCUUUCCUUAACCUUUAACCUUUCCUCACGCUUUAACCUUUCCUUAAGCUUUAACAUGUGGAACACGUUUAUACCCUACUAGUACUAGAUCCAUGUGGAGACAUAAAUCAUUGCUGUGUGUAUGCGGUUUUGAGUAACUGCCCAAAAGUGAAUGCAGACCUAUACCCUUACAAAUAGUGGAUCUCUGCAUAUGGCACUUUAUUUAGCCUUAAUAGUAUUAUCAGUAAUCCUGUUAACAAUGCUUUGACAUACAUUAGCUGUUGUGCACUGUCUGAGAGGUCCACCACUCUGCUCUUGCAAAGAGCCCAUCAGGGCUGGGUAUAGAAGUGGAAACAUUCAGUAUUCGGACACAUAUUGGACAAUGUGGCUAUGUCUGUUUUGGCAUUUAUAUCUGGCAAGAUAGCUAGUAUUUAAAUAUAGAUUUCAUUAUGAUUCAAUUUGAUUAAAGACCGACCACAUAGUGGUGAUGGUGAACUCUUGCAGUUGAGGAUUAAUAGGAGCUGUAGCAGCAGUUUGGCAUGUAUAUUGUUGUGAUGUAAGCGAAGACAUGUCCUCUAGGGACUCAGUUUGGCAUGUAUAUUGUUGUGAUGUAAGCGAAGACAUGUCCUCCUAGGGACUCAGUUUGGCAUGUAUAUUGUUGUGAUGUAAGCGAAGACAUAAUGUCCUCUAGGGACUCAGUUUGGCAUGUAUAUUGUUGUGAUGUAAGCGAAGACAUGUCCUCCAGGGACUCAGUUUGGCAUCAUGUCACGGACUGGUUCGCUGACAAGCUGACUGUGGUCUCUAAGGGCGACUGAAUGAAGUAUGAAAACAUUAGUAGAAUUUUUUUAAAUAUAUAUAAUAGUAAUAAUAUGCCAUUUAGCAGACGCUUUUAUCCAAAGCGACUUAGUCAUGUGUGCAUACAUUUUUACGUAUGGGUGGUCCCGGGGAAUCGAACCCACUACCCUGGCGUUACAAGCGUCAUGCUCUACCAAUUGAGCUACAGAGGACCAGAUGCACACAUCGACCCCUAGGUCUUACCUAGGCUUGUGUAGAUCUGAAAGGAAUUAAUAGGUAGGUCUUUACCUAUAGGGUCUAUUGUAUAUGCGGUCUGUACCGGUCGACUGUUCUGUAGUCAAACGAUGAUGAUGGUGACGGUCUAUGGCCUAUAUGCAAUAUGGUACUAGCCCCACCACCACCACCUCCCUAGGGUGUAGGGGGCGAUUUGGGAUUGGUUGAAAGUGUGCUUACAGUGCCUUCGGAAAGUAUUCAGACCCGUUGACUUUUUCCACAUUUUGUUACUUUACAGCCUUAUUCUAAAAGUAUUGAGUAAAGGGUCUGAAUACUUAUGUAAAUGUAACAUUACAUUUUAUUUUUUUAUCUUGAUAAAUUAGCAAAACAUUCUAGAAAUCUGUUUUUGCUUUGUCAUUAUGAGGUAUUGUGUGUAGAUUGAUGAGGGGAAAAAACUAUUGAAUCAAUUUUAGAAUAAGGCUGUAAUGUAACAAAAUGUGGAAAAAGCCAAGGGGUCUGAAUACUUUCCAAAGGCACUGUAUUUUGCAGUGUAUGCCAUUUUGGAGAGGACACUGUAAAUGUGUCCCUGCCAAGCCUAUAGUCAUGUGGAUAUUUUGUCCCUUUGUCAACAGGAUUGUCCCACCGGUUCUGGCCUCCAGUGGACCAAAUGUCAUGCGCACCCCACUGGCACCGGGGACGGACGGUGGGCCACCAAACGAAAAAGAGGUAAUUUCACCUCCUCGUAUCACGCAAGGCAUUUCCUGUGACAAUAAGGGUUAGUGAGACCAGCGCAUCUAACUGUAAAUGCCACUAACAUUUCAUCCCAAUUUCCUGCAAACCUUUGUGAAAGAUGGUGCCCCCAUCUGGCCAUUAGGACAUACAUUAUAAAAGGGAAUACAUCUUGUGAUCUCUCUCUCUCUCUCUCUCUCUCUCUCUCUCUCCUCUCUCUCUCUCUCUCCUCCCUCUUCUCUCGCUCUCUCUCAUGCCUCCCCCACCUAUUUCUCCUCUCUCUCUCUCUCUCUCUCUCUCUCUUCUCAUGGCCUCCCCCACAAAUUUCUCUCUCUCUCUCUCUCUCAUGCCUCCCCCACCCUCUCUCUCUCUCUCUCUCUCAUGGCCUCCCCCACCGCUUUCUCCUCUCUUCUCUCUCUCUUCGGCCUACCCACCCCCCUCUCUCUCUCUCUCUUCAUGGCCUCCCCCACCCUCUCUCUCUCUCUUUCUCUCUCUCAUGGCCUCCCCCCACCCCUCUCUCUCAUGGUCGUCCCCCCCACACUCCCAUCUCCUCACCCACUGACAUUAGUUACCUAUAAAUCCACCUCAACGACCUCGUCCACGAGGGAGUCGACCCCACAGACACCCUGUCAUCUGACAGGGGAGUCUAUGAGCUACUGCCAACAGCGGCCACCUCAUCUGCUAUGGUGGCCAUAAUCUGAUGACACAGGUCACGGACAGCGGUGUAGAAUCUGCUUUGAUGGCUGGUCUCGACAGCCAACCUGCUAGCAUACUCAUUGCUCAUUGUAAUGCAUCGCUAAAGCCCAGCAGGUUUAGAUUGGAUUUUUCUGUGCAUGCAUAGAGUCACUUUAGAGAGAUGAAGAGUUGUCCCAUUGUGUGUCUGAUGGGGGUCCUUGGUAAUUUAAUUUAAUUUUUUUUAAUGGGGAUGAGCUUUGAGGCCUUGAAAUUGUGGAGUUGGCUGUACAGUAGUUUGCAGCUUGUUUUUGGAAGUAACCUCAUGACCUGACAUAAUGGUGUGUGGGCGCGUUUCAGUCUUUGUGUACUAUGUCCGUCUAUCUUUCUGAAUGCGUGUGUGUGUGUCUUCAACAGCAUGACAGUGAGCAGGUCCAGGAGUACCACAGGCAGAGGAAACGUGUCCAGCAGCACCUGGAGCAGAAGCAGCAGCAGAGACAGCUGUACCAGCAGAUGCUCCUGGAGGGGGGGGUUCACACACAGGAGGGGCCAGAUGCCCAGAACACCCUCACCUGGAGGGAGCACAACCUCACAGAGAAGUUCCUCAACAGGUUAGCAUAAAAAACACACACACAACACACACACACACACACACACACAAACACACACAAAACAAACACACACACAUGGAGGGAGCACAACCUCACAGAGAAGUUCCUCAACGUUAGAGAAAACAACAACACACACACACACACACACACACACACACACACCACAAACACCACACACACACACACACACACAUACACACCUGGAGGGAGCACAACCUCACAGAGAAGUUCCUCAACCGGUUAGAGACAACACACACACACACACACACACACACACACACACACACACACACACACACACACACACACACACACACACACACACACACCUCACCUGGAGGGAGCAACAACCUCACAGAGAAAAAAACCUCACUCAUUAGAUUGUCGUUCAUUGAUGUCUUCCAAACAAGUUGUCUGACAGUGUUGAAAAUUAAAUUGAAUCAAAUUGUAUUGGUCGCGUACAAAGAUUUGCAGAUGUUUAAUCCCAGUCUCCUCAGGAGGCCUUUUACCUCUUGGUAUGCCGUCAUUGUAAAUAAGAAUUUGUUCUUAAUUGACUUGCCUAGUUAAAUUAAGGUUAAAUAAAAUAAAUAGGAAGUGCAGUGAAAUGCUUAUGUUUCUAGCUCCAACAGUGUAGUAAUAUCUGGCAAUAAUUGUAGUCAUGGCUCAUCCUAUAUAACUACUGCUGUACACACCUUUUCUAUUCAUAUACUGUCCAGUGGAGGAUCGUCAAGGAGGAAGGGGAGGACCAUCCUCCUCAGUGAAUUCAAAAAAAUAAAAUAAAUGGUAAAACAUUGAAAAAGUUAUCCUUUUUAGAUAAAACUAUACUAAAUAUAUUCAACAGCACUCUGUAGGGUAGCACCAUGGUGUAGCCGGAAGACAGCUAGCUUCCGUCCUCCUCUGGGUACAUUGACUUCUAUACAAAACCUAGGAGGCUCUUGGUUCUCACCCCCUUCCAUAGACUUACACAGUAAUUAUGACAACAUCCGGAGGACGUCCUCCAACCUAUCUAUCAGUGCUGUUGCAGCAUGAACUGACAUGUUGUCCAUCCCAAUCAAAGGAUCAGAUAAUGAAUCUAGUACUGAAAGCAUAAGCUACAGAGUAGUUGACUCAAAGAGAGAGAAAGACAAUAGUUGAACAGUUUUGAACAAAUUAAUUUCUUCAAAAAUGAAAGAGAAGCAAGAGAGAGAGAGAUUUAUUCUUUUUUUUUUCAGUUUCACUUAGUUAGCUAUCAAAUACAGCUAGCUAGUUUAGCCUACUGAAACACCCUGCUCAAACAGAGGGAUGCUAUGUUAGCUAGCUGGCUAUGACUAUCCAACACUGGAACUCUUCCAAGUCAAGGUAAGCUUUUGGUUUGAUUAAUUUAUUGCCACCGGGGCCCGCCAGUCUAACUGCUUACUGACUAUACACUGUAACAUUACUGCAUGAUUGUAGCGGUUUUACUAACGCAUUAGUUCUAUUAGCUAUGUUGACUAGGACGUUACUUUAGCUAAUAUGGGGACAAUGAUGUAGGCUGUGUGUAGCGGUUAUGACAAGGUUUGGAAAGGUUUUUUCGCCUGGUCACAUACAGCUUAUGUGUUAUUCAUUGAAGUCCACAAACGAAGGGAAAUGGUGAGAGGAGGAGAGUGCAUAGAGGCUAGAAUGAAUAAAACGUAGCUGGUAUGUUUGAAAGUGAACUGUGCCUAUGCGUGAUCAGGGGUGUAUUCAUUCUGCCGAUUCUGUUGAAAAACGUCUCAUAAACGGAAGAAAACAAAACGGGGCUAAAAAUACCAGAAUUUGUCCAAUAGAAACUCUCGUUUGCAACUGUUGGACUAAUGAUUGCAUCCUAGAUAAGCUAGAUGCAGGCAAGAGUGUGCAAGGCGGUAUUGAAUGUGUCACUGUCUGUUCAUGUGUCACUGUCUAUCAUCUCAAAUUUGUCUCUCGACCUGUGUGCACCUACGUUGUAAACUUUCAUUUCAUAGGCUAGGUUGUAGCAACCUCAUGAUGGGUAUAGGGAACAUUAGAGUAUCAUGUAGUAGCCUAAACCUAUCGAUGUUACAUUGAACUGGGUGGAUGGAAUAUGAAUGACAGUCAUCCAACAUGCUGUAAUAGAAAUAAGGCCAUGCUCAUAAAAAAAACAAAAAUUGUCCUCCCUCAUCAUAAACAGCACUGACCGCCACUGAUACUGUCUGUACCAUCCUAUAUAACUACAGCUAUACACACCUUUUCUAUUCAUAUACUAUCCAUAAUGUCUAUACACACUAUUUAUAUAGUUUAUUAGGUACACCCAUCUCGCACCGGAUCGUACCCACCUUUUGCCUCCAGAACAGCCGGACUUCUUCGGGGCAUGACAACGUUGCUUUAUUGGUAUCAAGGGACCUAACGUGCGCCAGGAAAACAUUCCCCACACCAUUACACCACCACCACAAGCCUGUACCGCUGACACCAGGCAGGAUAGUGUCAUGGACUCAUGCUGCUUACGCCAAAUCCUGAACCGGGAUACGUUGGACCAGGCAAUGUUUUUCCACUCCUCAAUUGUCCAGUGUUGGUGACCGCGUGCCCACUGGAGCUGCUUCUUCUUGUUUUUAGCUGAUAGAAGUGGAACCCGGUGUGGUCGUCUGCUGCAAUAGCCCAUCCAUGACAAGGACCGACGAGUUGUGCAUUCCAAGAUGCCGUUCUGCACACCACUGUUGUACUGCGCCGUUAUUUGCCUGUUUGUGGCCCGCCUGUUAGCUUGCACGAUUGUUGCCAUUCUUCUUCGACCUCUCAUCAACAAGCUGUUUUCACCCACAGGACUGCCGCUGACUGGAUGUUUUUUUAUUUGUCGCACAAUUCUCGGUAAACCCUAGACACUGUCGUGCGUGAAAAGCCCAGGAGGGUGGCCAUUUCUGAGAUACUGGGACUGGCUCGCCUGGCUCCAACCAUCAUAUCACACUCAAAGUCACUUAGGUCAGUCGUUUUGCCCAUUCUAACAUUGAACCAAACAGUAACUGAAUGCCUCAAUGCCUGUCUGCCUGAUUUAUAUAGCCUGCCACGGCCACAUGACUCACUGUCUGUAGGAGCGAACCAUUUUUUCGUGAAUGGGCUGGUGUACCUAAUAAACUGCCAAGCGGUUAACACUCAACCGGUUAAGAGCGUUGGGCCAGUAACUGAAAGGUCGCUGGUUCGAAUCCCUGAGCUGACUAGGUGAAAAAUCUGUCAAUGUGCCCUUGAGGAAGGCACUUAACCCUAAUUGCUCCUGUAAGUCGAUCUGGAUAAGAUCGUCUGCUAAAUGACUAAAAUAAAAAUGAAUAAUAACCAGAAAGUUAAAUUAAGACAUUUCAGAAAAAGCAUAUAUAUAUAUAUAUAUAUAUAUAUAUAUAGAUAAACACAUACACACACACACAGUGCAUUCGGGAAAGUAUUCAGACCCCUUGACUUUUUACACAUUUUGUUACAUUACAGCCUUAUUCUAAAAUCGAUGAAAUUGAUUUCUUCCAUCAAUCUACACACAACACUCCAUAAUGACAAAGCAAAAACUGUUUUUUAGAAAUGUUUGCUAAUUUAUUCAAAAUAAAAAAAAAGGGAAAUAUCAAAUUUACAUAAGUAUUCAGACCCUUUACUCAGUACUUUGUUGAAGCACCUUUUUGCAGCGAUUACAGCCUCAAGUCUUCUUGGGUAUGACGCUACAAGCUCGGCACACCUGUAUUUUGGGAGUUUCUCCCAUUCUUCUCUGCAGAUCCUCUCAAGCUCUGUCAGGUUGUAUGGGGAGCGUCGCUGCACACCUACUUUCAGGUCUCUUCAGAGAUGUUCGAUUGGGUUCAAGUCCAGGAUCUGGCUGGGCCACUCAAGGACAUUCAGAGACUUGUCCCGAAGCCACUCCCGCGUUGUCUUGGCUGUGUGCUUAGGGUUGUGUGCUGGAGCAGGUUUUCAUCAAGGAUCUCUCUGUGCUCCGUUCAUCUUUGCCUAGAUCCUGACUAGUCUCCCAGUCCCUGCCGCUGAAAAACAUCCCCACAGCAUGAUGCUGCCACCUCCAUGCUUCCCCGUAGGGAUGGUGCCAGGUUUCCUCCUAGACGUGACGCUUGGCAUUCAGGCCAAAGAGUUCAAUCUUGGUUUCAUCAGAUCAGAGAAUCUGGUUUCUCAUGGUCUGAGAGUCCUUUAGGUGCCUUUUGGCAAACUCCAAGCAGGGCUGUCAUGUGCCUUUUACUGAGGAGUGGCUUCCGUCUGGCCACUCUACCAUAAAGGCCUGAUUGGUGGAGUGCUGCAGAGAUGGUUGUCCUUCUGGAAGGUUCUCCCAUCUCCACAGAGGAAGUCUGGAGCUCUGUCAGAGUGACCAUCGGGUUCUUGGUCACCUCCCUGACCAAGGCCCUUCUCCCCCGGUUGCUCAGUUUGACCGGGCGGCCAGCUCUAGGAAGAGUCUUGGUGGUUCCAAACUUCUUCCAUUUAAAAAUAAUGGAGGCCAUUGUGUUCUUGGGGACCUUCAAUGCUGCAGAAAUGUUUUGGUACCCUUCCCCAGAUCUGUGCCUCGACACAAUCCUGUCUUGGAGCUCUACGGACAAUUCCUUCGACCUCAUGGCUUGGUUUUUGCUCUGACAUGCACUGUCAACUGUGGGACCUUAUAUAGACAGCUGUGUGCCUUUCCAAAUCAUGUCCGAUCAAUUGAAUUUACCACAGGUGGACUCCAAUCAAGUUGUAGAAACAUCUCAAGGAUGAUCAAUGGAAACAGGAUGCACCUGAGCUCAAUUUCGAGUCUCAUAGCAAAGGGUCUGAAUACUUAUGUAAAUAAGGUAUUUCAGUUUUCUAUUUUUUAUAAAUUGGUAAACAUUUCUAAAAACCUUUUUUUGCUUCGUCAGUAUGGGGUAUUGUGUGUAGAUUGAUGAGGGGAAAAAAUUAUUUAAUCAAUUUUAGAAUAAGGCUGUAAAGUAACAAAAUGUGGAAAAAGUCAAGGGGUCGGAAUACUUUCCGAAUGCACUGUGUGUCUGUUUGAGCCGGGUGUUUGGGUAGUCACUAGCGACUAGUGAAAGUGAAGAAAAAAAAUACAACAAAAUAUAGCUAGCUCGCUCUCUUGCUUCUCCUUCAUUUUUAAAGAAAUGUAUUUGUUGAAAACUGUUCAACUAUUGUCUUUCUCUCUUUGAGUCAACUACUCACCACAUUUUAUGCACUGCAGUGCUAGCUAGCUGUAGCUUAUGCUUUCAGUACUAGAUUAAUUCUCUGAUCCUUUGAUUGGGUGGACAACAUGUCAGUUCAUGCUGCAAGAGCACUGAUAGGUUGGAGGACGUCCUCUGGAAGUUGUCAUAAUUACUGUGUAAGUCUAUGGAAGGGGGUGAGAACUAGCUGUCCUCCGGCUACACCAUGGUGCUACCCUACAGAGUGCUGUUGAGGCUACUGUAGACCUUCAUUGCAAAACAGUGUGUUUUAAUCAAUGAAUUGUUGACUUUCUUUCUAUGUUUCACUUUUUAUUUAUAUGAAAUUCACUAAGGAUGGUCACUGGUGACCGCCAAUCUAAUGUCCCAAAAUUAUUUUCGGCUGUAGGAAAUAAUACUAGAAACGUUCUGAGCAAAUAGUGUAAGGAAUAACACCAAAAAAUGCCAAAUACUGCACAGUUGUCUAGGAGUUGGAAACAGGGUGGACCGUGUCUGUCGGCGCCAUCUUGCUUUCUAUCCAGUGAUCGUAGAUGUUAUACCUGGCUAGCUCAACCUUAUCUAGACCAGACGGUCAAUCACGCAAUCAUUUUUUUAAAGAAAUACUUUAUGAAUUUUUCAAUGCGUUUUAAAAGAGUUUCAUAUUUUUCAAUAUUCCAUUUUUGCUCCGGUGAGAUAAGUGUCAAGAUGAGACACUUUAUAGCUUCCACAUAAAAGGAGCGACUGGGAGGCAAAAAGCCACUGCCUCAUCCAUCUUUUUAGCACAGGGACUCAGAGUUGUCUUUCUCCAUGCCUGUAUUCCUCUCAGCCAGACUGGGACGCUUGUUGUGGACACCUGGAGGGAGACGCAAACCAUCUGUAAGGACCCAGGAUUUACAAUUUCCUGAAUUAUGUUAGUAAAGUGAAGAAAAUGGAACAGAGGGACAUCAGACUCACCCAACAUCUCCUCCAUCUUCUCAAACGUGUGUCUCAGCACAGUCUGGCUCUUUCCUUUCUUCUGGGCGCGGCCCACAUAGAUCCGCCUCCCGUUUUGAACUCCUUCCCGUUCAUUUCUUCCCCUGCCUGAGGAGGUCAGAUAUACUCCAUUGAGACACUGGACUCAUAGACACUGAGCUCUAUUCCACAUCUAGACGGUGAUGGUAAUGUAUGGCAUCACUCACCCUCUGGGCAUCCUCAUGCCUCUCAACGCAGACACUGUCAUCAGUUACUACCCUGACGCUCUGGGUUUCUCCUGAAAUGGACAGAAUCACCCUUGACUCAAUAAAAAAGCUACUAAACACACAAGAUUAUAUGACACACGUCUGGCAAACACUCACCAUAGUUUCUGAACAUCUCGCUGAGCUUCUCCUCGUUGAUGUCCCUUGCCAAAGUUUUUAAUCAACAGGUAAGUGAACUCCUUGGCCCUGGCUCUAAGCUCCGCCUCUCGCUCUUUCUCAGCCUCUCUCUCUUCGUGAGAUUUAAAGGGUCUGAGAAACGCUUUUCUCUCAUUGAGCAUCAUGCCGUUCAGUUUCUCAAUGGCUCCAUCAGCAGCCUCCUGGAUUGUGAAGUGCACAAAACCAUAACCCUUUGACAAGCCAUUCUCAUCACAAACCACCUUGCAUGAGCUGAUGUCUCCGAAGAUGGAGAAGGUGUCGUGCAGGGCUUUGCUGCAAAUUGACUUAUCAAGAUUGUUCAGAUAGAUGUUACCAACGCCACUCCUCCUCAUGGUAGGGUCUUGUUGAUACCACAUGAUGCGCAUAGGUUUUCCUUUGACCACUUCAAAGUUCAAUGUCUCCAGAGCCCUCUCAGCAUCUGCUUGCCGGUGAAAGUUGACAUAAUCAUAUCCCAGGGAUCGAUGUGUGGCUUUGUCCCUGCAAACCUUAAUAGAAUGUAAUGCUCCGGCGGUGCUGAACUUCUGAUAGAGGAUAUCCUUGUUUGUAUCCUGAUGAAGGUCUCCCACAUACAGGGAGCCUCUAGGGUUUCUAGUUCCCCUGGGAUUCAUUUUACAAGUGUAAAAAAUGUGCAGAAAACAAACUUCUGAAGGUUUACAGGCUGAUGUCUUCUUGAUUGACACAGAUGAGCUUCCUUGUUUGUUUCAAUAAACAGCUAGCUAAAUAUGCCCAAGAAAGGUUAGAGCUCGUGGAAAAACAAUUCUGAUAAGAAAAAGAACAUUCCGGAACCAGAGAAUCACUUUGUUAUGUCAUAAAGUGUUUGUAUCCUAUCCACUUUAAUGGGAUUUCUACAACAUUCUAAAGCUCCCAUUGUUAAAUCAGCGACGACAUCACACAUUCUAGCCUCUGUAAGCCUUUCAAUCCUAUCAACUGCAUAAUAUCUAUAAUCUACCGCUUCAACCUUUUGUUUAUUAUCCAUCCAUCAACCCGUCUAACCUAAAUUCAUCCUUCCAUCCAUAACUUAUGGUAUCCUUCCAUUACAGAUACAUUCUUUCAUCCUCUAUCCAUCAAACAAAUCAAAAUCAAUCACCCCAACAUCCUUUUCACCUGGCAUUAUUUAACCUCUUCCCUCUGCUCCAGCUACGUGGCGCCAUCUUGACUGUCCAUCUGUUGGAGGCUUGAAACACUAAACGUUCAACUGUGGCUGAAAAUCGUAGUCCAUACCUCUACUCUGUCAUAUAUCUGUAUUAUUUGAUUCUUGUUUGUUUUUGCUUUUUUUUAAUGCACUUUGAGAUUUCUUUUUGUAAUGAAAAGCGCUAUAGAAGUUAAAUAAUACCUGCUUUCAGCCCUCCACCCCUCCAUCUAUCCCUCCUUUAGUUUUCUGUCUAUCCAUGAUCUGCUUCAUCUCUCCAAGUAUACGUUCUUUCUUUAAUCCAUACAUCCAUUAUUCUUCUCAUAAUUUUAUUCGUAGAUACUUUAUUAACUUUUUUGACACGCUCCAAAAAUUAAUUUGAUCAAUUACCAUUGUGUUAAUAACAAUGACAGAGGUAUACAUGCAUUUGAUUUGUGGUUAGUGAUCUAGUGGUCUUAUUUGUGGUUAGUGAUCUAGUGGUCUUAUUUGUGGUUAGUGAUCUAGUGGUCUUAUUUGUGUCACAGUAGUUCAAUGAGCUUGUGUUUUAGUUAGUGUGGAAGAAUGUAUAAUCUAUCAGCUGCUUCACUGACUCCCAUCCCUGGUGUCUGUGUCUGUCUCUGUCUCUGUGUCUGUGUCUGUGUCUGUGUCUCUGUGUGUGCAGGUCCAUCCAGAAGCUGGAGGAGAUGAACGUGGGGAUGGACAAUGUGGGGGAGGAGGGGGGGGUCCAGUCUGUGAGCCAGCAGUGUAACGGGAGCCCUGGACCCGACUCCAGUACCCAGACCCAAGAGACAGGCCCCCUCAGGGACAAGCCGGGGGGGGUCAGCAGCACCCCUCUCAUGGCAGGGUCUCAGGGCAUGCCCUCCUUCGACGAGUCCCCCGUCCAGAACACUCAUAGGUGAGUGGUCACGAAGAGGGCCAGACAAGAAUCUGUGUUUUCCUAAAAUGCUUCCUGUGGUUAAGGAAUAUUAGUAUCCACCGAGACCCUCAAGGUUUUCCUUGUGGUCACUGGAGGUGGAAAGUUUGGGAACCACCGUUCUAAACAAUAGCCAUACAGCAUUGUCCCCUUGUUUGGGAGGAUUUGACGUAAGUCCACUGGUACACAAUAACAUGAAAACUCUAUGUUUUGAUUCCCUCAGUGCUCAGAGGAACAGGGCCCCUCUGCCUACACUUCAGGAUGACUCGGGCGGCUCCCCGAUGCGCAACAAUUCUCAGAAGGUAGGCUUCCAGUGGACUGAGAGACUCAACCCUGAGUGGACCUCCCCCUGGUUCCUCUGAUUGGACCUCCCCUCCAAACCUGGUUCCUCUGAGUGGACCUCCCCUCCGAACCUGGUUCCUCUGAGUGGACCUCCCCUCUGAACCUUGUUCCCCUGAGUGGACCUCCCCUCUGAACCUGGUUCCUCUGAGUGGACCUCCCCUCUGAACCUUGUUCCCCUGAGUGGACCUCCCCUCUGAACCUGGUUCCUCUGAGUGGACCUCCCCUCUGAACCUGGUUCCCCUGAGUGGACCUCCCCUCUGAACCUGGUUCCCCUGAUUGGACCUCCCCUCCGAACCUGGUUCCUCUGAGUGGACCUCCCCUCCGAACCUGGUUCCUCUGAGUGGACCUCCCCUCUGAACCUGGUUCCUCUGAGUGGACCUCCCCUCUGAACCUGGUUCCUCUGAGUGGACCUCCCCUCUGAACCUGGUUCCUCUGAGUGGACCUCCCCUCUGAACCUGGUUCCUCUGAGUGGACCUCCCCUCUGAACCUUGUUCCCCUGAGUGGACCUCCCCUCUGAACCUGGUUCCUCUGAGUGGACCUCCCCUCUGAACCUGGUUCCUCUGAGUGGACCUCCCCUCUGAACCUGGUUCCUCUGAGUGGACCUCCCCUCUGAACCUGGUUCCUCUCUAGGUAUCUUCAUCCUAGGGAGUUUUUCCUGCCCACUGUGCUUCUCCUACUGCCUGCUCUUUGGAGUGUAGUCCAGGUUACUGAAAAUAACUUUGUGACAACUACUUAUACAGUGCCUUCAGAAAGUAUUCACACACCUUGACUUUUUCCACAUUUUGUGUAACAGCAGUGAAUUUCAAACACAGAUACAACCACAAAUACCAGGGAGGUUUUCCAAUGCCUCGCAAAGAAGGGCAUCUAUUGGUAGAUUGGUUCAGGAAAAACACACAAAAAACUGACAUUGAAUAUCCUUUUGAGCAUGGUGAAGUUAUUAAUUACGCUUUGGAUGUGUAUCAAUACACCCAGUCACUACAAAGACACAGGCGUCCUUCCUAACUCAGUUGCCGGAGAGGAAGGAAACCGCUCAGGGAUUUCACCAUGAGGCCAAUGGUGACUUUAAAUCAGUUACAGAGUUUAAUGGCUCUGAGGAUGGAUCAACAACAUUGUAGUUACUCCACAAUAUAAAAUCUAAUUGACAGAGUGAAAAGAAGGAAGUCGGUACAGAAUACAAUAUCCCAAAAUAUGCAUCCUGUUUGCAACCAGGCACUAAAGUAAUACUGCAAAACAUGUGGCAAAGCAAUUCACUUUUUGUCCUGAAUACAAAGUGUUAUGUUUGGGGCAAAUCCAAUACAACACAUUACUGAGUACCGCUCUCCAUAUUUUCAAGCAUAGUGGUGGCUGCAUCAUGUUAUUGGUAUGCUUGUAAUCGUUAAGGACGGGGGAGUUUUUCAGGAUAAAAAAGAAACUGAAUGCUAAGCACAAGCAAAAUCCUAGAGGAAAAACUAGUUCUGUUUGCCUUCCACCAGACACUGGGAGAUGAAUUCACCUUUCAGCAGGACAAGUUAGUUUUUACUUAAAUCUACUUGAAAAUCUAUGGCAAGACCUGGAAAUGGUUGUCUAGCAAUGAUCAACAACCAAUUUGACAGGUUGAAGAAAUUUGAAACUAAUAAUGGGAAAUAUUGCACAAUCCAGGUGUGGAAAGCUGUUAGAGAUUUACCCAGAAAGACUCACAGCUGUAAUCUCUGCGAACGUUGCUCCUACAAAUGAUUGACUCGGGUAUGAAUAGUUAUGUAAAUUAGAUAUUUCUGUAUGUUCAAUACAUUUGCUAAAAUUCAUAAAAACAUGGGGUAUCGUGUGUAGGUGGGUGAGAGAAAAUAAAUGUAAUCCAUUUUGAAUUCGGGCUGUAACACAACAAAAUGUGGUGUGAAUACUUUCUGAAGGCACUGUAUAAAAAGGGCUUUAAAAUAUGGAUUUGAUUCACAAUGGAUUGAUGUGUGUUCAGAUGGAGAAGCCCAAGGCCCAGUUUGUGGCGGUGAACAGUCUGGAGGACACGCAGGCGUUGCGCGCGGUGGCCUUCCACCCCACGGGGGCGCUGUACGCCGUGGGCUCCAACUCCAAAACCCUGCGCGUCUGUGCUUACCCAGACACCCUCAACACAAGGUAACUAACUACCUAUACUCAGACCAGUCCCAAAAACUAACAAAGCUCCUACCCCAGUGUUCACAAACCCCUGGUGCUGGAGAACUACAGGGUUGUGCAGGUGUUUGGUCCAGCUCAGUGUUGACAAGCCUGAUACACAGAUUAAGUGUAUUAAUGCUGGGCUGGAAACAAAUGCCUGCUACUUACCGUUGGUCUCAAAGACCAAGGGUGUUUGGAAAGAACCAGGUUUAAGCAAUACAGAUGAAGCUUCCUAAAGCCCAUUGGCUGUUAAUUGUUGUAUGGUUUCUCCCUUGAUUUGUCUCCCACUAGUGGGCCAGGCCCAGUCAAGCAGCCGGUGGUGCUCUUCAGAAGGAACAAGCACCACAAGGUUCCAUCUACUGUGUGGCCUGGAGUCACUGUGGACAACUGCUGGCCACAGGCUCCAAUGAUAAAUAUGUCAAAGUGCUGCCCUUCAACGCAGAAACCUGCAAUGCCACAGGUGUGUGUGUGCACGUGUGUUUGUCCGUGCGCGCGUGAGUGUUAUUUUUCAUGUGUCUGCAUUUGUCAUCUGUUUUGUCUGAGGGUGUGUGUGUGUGUGUGUGUGUGUGUAUGUGUGUGUGUUUGCAGGGCCAGACCUGGAGUUCAGUAUGCACGACGGCACCAUCAGAGACCUGGCGUUCAUGGAGGGUCCAGAGAGUGGAGGGUCCAUCCUGAUCAGCGCCGGGGCCGGAGACUGUAACAUCUACACCACUGACUGCCAGAGAGGACAGGGGCUACACGCUCUCAGUGGGCAUACAGGUGCACACACACACACACACACUUGAACAAGCACAUUUAGACAGUGUCCAACAUGACGUUCAUACUGUGUCCAUGUGUCCUUCUGCCAGGCCACAUCCUGUCUCUGUACACGUGGGGGGGGUGGAUGAUCGCCACAGGCUCCCAGGAUAAGACUGUCCGCUUCUGGGACCUGAGAGUGCCCAGCUGUGUGAGGGUGGUGGGGACAGCCCUGCAUGGCUCUGGUAAGGAUCCUACUAGUUCCUGGCAAUGUGACUGGCACACCAGUUCAACUGGACCCGACUGGACAAGACAUGGUGAUGAGCAUCUGUUUAAAACUCUGUUUUUCUGCCCAGUCUUCUUUAUCUGCCUGGACAAGACUGAGCCGAAGGCUGCAAAAUAUGUAUGUGUAAUGAUUCAGUUUACCCACAAGGGGGCACUAAUAGCAUUGUCAGUGGACUUGCGUUCACCUUAGCCUUAGAUGUAACAAAUGACAACCAAUGGGUUGAGUUCAGUAGGGUGAAGAUGUUGAGCUUAUAACUGAACUUGUCCAAUAAGAACACAAAUGUGUGUUUCCUGUUGCAAAGCGUUUUGCUACGUCAUGCCCUACUGAACAGACCCUUGUUGUAUUUCUCAGGCAGUGCAGUGGCCUCGGUGGCUGUGGACCCCAGCGCUCGUCUCUUGGCAACGGGCCAGGAGGACUGCAGCUGCAUGCUCUAUGACAUCAGAGGAGGCCGGAUGGUGCAGACUUACCGCCCACACACCAGCGACGUGCGCUCCGUCCGUUUCUCCCCCGAGGCACACUAUCUGCUCACGGGUUCCUACGACAACAAAGUCAUAAUCACUGACCUGCAAGGUACCUCCUGGUCCACACACACACAUAAACCAAACACAGCUUUCAAAGUGUUUCAUAUACUGUGUAACACAACAGCUUUCUCUAUUGUGAAAAACUUUGUUUGGUUUACUUGUAGUUUUUUUUGUCUUGACUGCUUCGCUCAUGUCGUCUGAUGUCAGACGUAGGCAUAAUCAUCAUCCUGACUGGCAUCCCCCCCCCCCCCCCCCCCUAGAUCUCUCCAAGGCUCUGUCCCGAUUCUCCAUUCUCCUGAAGUGUGCACUUUCCCACUCACUCUCGUGGAUUUGACAAGGGUGGAAACUCCCUUUAGCCAAUGCUAACACCAGUUGAAAGCUUUCAAAUACAGUACCGGUCAAAAGUUUUAGAACACCUACUCAUUCAAGGGUUCUUCUUUAUUUUUACUAUUUUCUACAUUGUAGAAUAAUAGUGAAGACAUCAAAACUAUGAAAUAACACAUAUGGAAUCAUGUAGUAACCAAAAAAGUGUUAAACAAAUCAAAAUAUAUUUUAUAUUUGAGAUUCUUCAAAUAGCCACCCUUUGCCUUGAUGACAGCUUUGCACACUCUUGGCAUUCUCUCAACCAGCCUCAUGAGGUAGUCACCUGGAAUGCAUUUCAAUUAACAGGUGUGCCUUGUUAAAAGUUAAUUUGUGGAAUUUAUUUCCUUCUUAAUGCGUUUGAGCCAAUCAGUUGUGUUUUGACAAGGUAGGGGUGGUAUACAGAAGAUAGCCCUGUUUGGUAAAAGACCAAGUCCAUAUUAUGGCAAGAACAGCUCAAAUACGCAAAGAGAAACGACAGUCCAUCAUUACUUUAAGACAUGAAGGUCAGUCAAUACGGAACAUUUCAAGAACUUUGAACGUUUCUUAAAGUGCAGUCGCAAAAACCAUCAAGCACUAUGAUGAAACUGGCUCUCAUGAGGACCGCCACAGGAAAGGAAGACCCAGAGUUACCUCUGCUACAGAGGAUAAGUUCAUUAGACUUACCAGCCUCAGAAAUUGCCGCCCAAAUAAAUGCUUCACAGAGUUCAACAGACACAUCUCAACAUCAACUGUUCAGAGGAGAUUGCGUGAAUCAGGCCUUCAUGGUCGAGUUGCUGCAAAGAAACCACUACUAUAGGACACCAAUAAUAAGAAGACACUUGCUUGGGCCAAGAAACAUGAGCAAUGGACAUUAGACCAGUGGAAAUGUGUCCUUUGGUCUGGAGUCCAAAUUGGAGAUUUUUGGUUCCAACCGCCGUUUCUUUGUAAGACACGGUGUGGGUGAACGGACGAUCUCCGCAUGUGUAUUUCCCACCGUGAAGCACGGAGGAGGAGGUGUUAUGGUGUGGGGGUGCUUUGCUGGUGACACUGUCUGUGAUUUAUUUAGAAUUCAAGGCACACUUAACCAGCAUGGCUACCACAGCAUUCUGCAGCAAUACACCAUCCCAUCUGGUUUGGGCUUAGUGGGACUAUAUCAUUUGUUUUUCAACAGGACAAUGGCCCAACACACCUCUAGGCUGUGUAAGGGCUAUUUUACCAUGAAGGAGAGUGAUGGAGUACUGUAUCAGAUGACCUGGCCUCCACAAUCCCCCGACCUCAACCAAAUUGAGAUGGUUUGGGAUGAGUCGGACCGCAGAGUGAAGGAAAAGCAGCCAACAAGUGCUCAGCAUAUGUGGGAACUCCUUCAAGACUGUUGGAAAAGCAUUCCAGGUGAAGCUGGUUGAGAGAAUGCCAAGAGUGUGCAAAGCUGUCAUCAAGGCAAAGGGUGGCUAUUUGAAGAAUCUCAAAUAUAUUUUGAUAUGUUUAACAAUGUUUUGGUUACUACAUGAUUCCAUAUGUGUUAUUUCAUAGUUUUGAUGUUUUCACUAUUAUUCUACAAUGUAGAAAAUAGUAAAAAAUAAAGAAAAACCCUUGAAUGAGUAGGUGUUCUAAAACUUUUGACCGGUAGUGUACAUGAUGGGGAAUUUACAUUUUACAUUUAAGUCAUUUAGCAGACGCUCUUAUCCAGAGCGACUUAAAAAUUGGUGCAUUCAAUUUAUGAAAGCCAGUGGCACAACCACUCAAAAUAUUAUUAUUAUUUUGUUUUAUUUUUAUUUUAUUAAUUUUUUUUAAGGGGGGGGGGGGGCUCCGUAGGUAAGCACCAUGGUUUUGUAGUAGAUGCAAGCUUCAACUGGAGGCCUGUGGAGUGUGCGAAGGAGCGGGGUGACAUGAGAGAACUUGGGAAGGUUGAACACCAGACGGGCUGCAGCGUUCUGGAUAAGUUGUAGGGGUUUAAUGGCACAGGCAGGGAGCCCAGCCAACAGCGAGUUGCAGUAAUCCAGACGGGAGAUGACAAGUGCCUGGAUUAGGACCUGUGCCGCUUCCUGUGUAAGGUAGGGUUGUACUCUGCGAAUGUUGUAGAGCAUGAACCUGCAGGAUCAGGUCACCGCUUUGAUGUUAGCGGAGAACGACAGGGUGUUGUCCAGGGUCACGCCAAGGUUCUUUGCGCUCUGGGAGGAGGACACAAUGGAGUUGUCAAUCGUGAUGGCAAGAUCAUGGCGCGGGCAGUCCUUCCCCGGGAGGAAGAGCAGCUCCGUCUUGCUGAGGUUCAGCUUGAGGUGGUGAUCCGACAUCCAUACUGAUAUGUCUGCCAGACAUGCAGAGAUGUGAUUCACCACCUGGUUAUCAGAAGGGGGAAAGGAGAAAAUUAAUUGUGUGUUGUCAGCGUAGCAAUGAUAGGAGAGACCAUGUGAGGAUAUGACAGAGCCAAGUGACUUGGUGUAUAGAGAGAAUAGGAGAGGGCCUAGAACUGAGCCCUGGGGGACACCAGUGGUGAGAGCACGUGGUGCGGAGACAGCUUCUCGCCACGCCACCUGGUAGGAGCGACCUGUCAGGUAGGACGCAAUCCAAGAGUGAGCCGCGCCGGAGAUGCCCAACUUGGAGAGGGUGGAGAGGAGAAUCUGAUGGUUCACAGUAUCAAAGGCAGCAGAUAGGUCUAGAAGGAUAAGAGCAGAGGAGAGAGAGUUAGCUUUAGCAGUGCGGAGAGCCUCCGUGACACAGAGAAGAGCAGUCUCAGUUGAAUGACCAGUCUUGAAACCUGACUGGUUUGGAUCAAGAAGGUAAUUCUGAGAGAGAUAGCAGGAGAGUUGGCUAGAGACGGCACGCUCAAGAGUUUUGGGGAGAAAAGAAAGAAGGGAUACUGGUCUGUAGUUGUUGACAUCGGAGGGAUCGAGUGUAGGUUUUUUGAGUAGGGGUGCAACUCUCGCUCUCUUGAAGACGGAAGGGACGUAGCCAGCGGUCAAGUAUGAGUUGCUGAGCGAGGUGAGGUAAGGGAGAAGGUCUCCGGAAAUGGUCUGGAGAAGAGAGGAGGGGAUAGGGUCAAGCGGGCAGGUUGUUGGAUGGCCGGCCGUCACAAGUCGCAAGAUUUCAUCUGGAGAGAGGGGGGAGAAAGAAGUCAAAGCAUAUGGUAGGGCAGUGUGAGCAGGACCAGCAGUGUCAUUUGACUUAAUAAAUGCGAGGGAGGGGGGAGGAGGGGGAUUCAGCAGGGAGAGAAGGUGGCAAAGAGCUUCCUAGGGUUAGAGGCAGAGGCUUGACAUUUAGAGUGGUAGAAAGUGGCUUUAGCAGCAGAAGCAGAGGAAGAAAAUGUAGAGAGGAGGGAGUGAAAAGAUGACAGGUCCGCAGGGAGUCUCCUUUUCCUCCAUUUCCGCUCGGCUGCCCGGAACCCUGUUCUGUGAGCUCGCAAUGAGUCGUCAAGCCACGGAGCAGGAGGGGAGGACCGAGCCGGCCGGGAGGAUAGGGGACAUAGAGAGUCAAAAUAUGCAGAAAGGGAGGAGAGGAGGGUUGAGGAGGCAAAAUCAGGAGAUCGGAGGGAGAAGGAUUUAGCAGAGGGAAGAGAUGAUAGGAUGGAAGAGGAGAGAGUAGCGGGAGAGAGAGUGUGACGGCACAUUACCAUCUGAGUAGGGGCAGAGUUAGUAGUGUUGGAGGAGAGCGAGAGAGAAAAGGAUACAAAGUAGUGGUCGGAGACUUGGAGGGGAGUUACAGUGAGAUUAGUAGAAGAACAGUAUCUAGUAAAGAUGAGGUCAAGUGUAUUGCCUGCCUUGUGAGUAGGGGGGGGGGGGGGGGGGGGGGGGGGGUGAGAGGGUGAGGUCAAAAGAGGAAAGGAGGAGGCGGAGAGAAAUGAGUCAAAGGCAGACGUAGGGAGGUUAAAGUCACCCAGAACUGUGAGGGGUGAGCCAUCCUCAGGAAAGGAACUUGUCAAGCUCAUUGAUGAACUCUCCAAGGGAACCUGGAGGGCGAUAAAUGACAAGGAUGUUAAGCUUGAAUGGGCUAGUGACUGUGACAGCAUGGAAUUCAAAUGAGGAGAUAGACAGAUGGGUCAGGGGGAAAAGAGAGAAUGUCAACUUGGGAGAGAUGAGGAUUCCUGUGCCACCGCCGCGCUGACCAGAUUCUCUCAGGGUAUGCGAGAACACAUGAUCAGACGAGGAAAGAGCAGUAGGAGUAGCAGUGUUUUCUCUGGUAAUCCAUGUUUCCGUCAGCGCCAAGAAGUCGAGGGACUGGAGGGUAGCAUAGGCUGAGAUGAACUCUGCCUUGUUGGCCGCAGAACGGCAGUUCCAGAGGCUGCCGGAGACCUGGAACUCCACGUGGGUCGUGCGCGCAGGGACCACCAGAUUAGUGUCAGCAACCACACGGUGUGAAGCGUUUGUAUGGCCUGUGCAGGGAGGAGAGAACAGGGAUAGACAGACACAUAGUUGACAGGCUACAGAAAAGGGCUACAAUAAUGCAAGAGAGAUGGAAUAAAAUAAACUAAACAUCUGGGAAAGCGAGAGAGUGGGGCCUCCGUCACUUACCUUCCACUGAAACACUCAAAUAUAACUCUCCCAACUUUAACUUUAGAAAUUAUAAUUGUUGUAAACUACAGCGGAUCAAUGUUUUCUAGGAAUACAUCAAAAACGGCCCAUAAGUAAGUAUUUUAAAACAGGUCAGGUGUAAGAAAAACAUUGGCAGGGCUAGCUACUCUGUUGUUUAGCUAACUAAUGGGUCACACCACUGUCUGAGAUAAAAUCAGUUAACGUGAGUUACUUUUAUAUUAUAUAUCGUGACUUUUUAAAAUGACUGUAACAACAUUGUGUCCGUUGGCUAAAAGUGACUAAAUCGGACUAGCUACAACUAACAUUGCCAGAGUACCUUGCUGGCUAGUCGGCCAAAUAUCUAUCGUUAGCUAGCUACAGUAACGUUAGCUAGCUAGCAGGACGUUACCCAACAGGCAGUAGCUACAGUACAUUUAGUUCCUUUCAUAAUUAAACGUUGGCUAGCUAGCACAAAGUCAGUCAUGCUAGCUACGCAACUGAACUACACAUCUCGAGUGUUCAGAAAGGGAAUCUUUACGUUGCAAAAUUGUGCUAGUGCACACUUCAGGAGAAGGGUGGAGAAUCGUGAUGUAGCCUUACACUUAGUGUGGAGUCCAAGUGCCUCAUGGUUUGUUUGUUAAUGAAUCGCCAGGUGACCUGACGAAGCAGCUUCCUCUGACGGUUGCGGCGGAGCACGGGGACAAGGUCAUCCAGUGUAGGUGGCACACGCACGACCUCACCUUCCUGUCCUCCUCCGCAGACAGGACAGUCAAACUCUGGGCCCAGUGUCCAUGACACUGCUGGCUGGCACUGGGAACUGUGGAAACCACCGUGGAAACUAUCUCUCCUAAAUCUGGUGUUACUGGGAACACUGGAAACCACCGUGGAAACUAUAGCUCCUGAAUCUGGUGUUACUGGGAACACUGGAAACCACCGUGGAAACUAUAGCUCCUAAAUCUGGUGUUACUGGGAACACUGGAAACCACCGUGGAAACUAUAGCUCCUAAAUCUGGUGUUACUGGGAACACUGGAAACCACCGUGGAAACUAUCUCUCCUAAAUCUGGUGUUACUGGGAACACUGGAAACCACCGUGGAAACUAUAGCUCCUAAAUCUGGUGUUACUGGGAACACUGGAAGCCACAACAAGCACAACACACAGUCCACAUCCUUGGACAUACCUGCCCCUGUACCCCUCCACAAGGCUCUUAAGAGGUGUGUGUGUGUAUGCAUGCUAUAUGUAUAGUGUAUAUGCUGUGUGUUUACACUGGAUAUCACUGCUGUGUCAUUUAUGGCAAUGCUUUUAGCCUUUCUUUAGCAUCAGAACCUCUUGCUAUCUGUAACCUUCAUUUGACUGUAAUGAUAAGGUGACACCUCUAUAGUCCUGUUGAAAAUAAUAUACUCAUCAAAUGCAUGUUAGCAUCAUAUUCUACACUUGCUUAAAGCACACACCAGUCCCUCCUGUUGUUUCCAUAUAGUCCAGUUAUUAGCUAGCUGUUUUGACGGAUGCACAAUGGCUUAUUUAGUCCAGUCAAAACACAUUAUGUGAAUCAUAUGGUGCCUUGGGUAACCGUUUUGAAUUUUGAAUGUGCGGUGUUCAUUUUCAGUUUCAAGAUGGAUGCAAGAAAGGAGGCCUUCAUAUCUAAAGCUUUAUCUUGACAUGUUCUCAUUUAACAGCUUGUAAAUGUUUUAGGUUUAAAAUAAUCCUAACAUAAAUUGCUGUUGGUAGUGCUAUGCUGCUUAUCAAACAAAGAUCUCAAACUUGGGAAUACAUGGAGUGGAGUUCUAAAAUACAUGGAGUGGAGUUCUUGAAGUAUGUGAUAAUUACUCCAUAUGUUGUUGGAGGAUUGUGUCUGGGAUUUCAUCUGUUUGUGGAUUUUUGUAAAUUAAUUUUAUAAAUAUUUAAAGGGGAUCUUUUCUGUAAUAUUAUAACAAUUGUUAAUUUAAUUGUAAUGAAUAGUAUUUGAGUUGGGCUGAAGCUUGCUUUCAUUGUAAAUGAUAGUGACUGACUGUAUAUGGUUGUUUUUGGACAGCAACUAUGACAAUGAUGAAUAAGCACUUGCCCCUCUGUGGACAGCAAUAUAUGGAGCGCUAUUAGUGCUAGAAAUUAAAUCAAUUUAAUCCCGAUACAUUUUUGGUGGCACUAAUAUCACUCCAUGGGAAUACCUGUCAGCGGAGGAUAAGUUUUAACAGCACUGUAAUGUACUUUGUCAAAUGUGAAGCCUUUGCUUAAGUUAAAAGGGUUUUUAUACACAUGCAUAGAAAUAGAUAUUAGUGGAAAUGAACUUUGUCAUGUACCACCUUAGAGUAAAGAGAUUAUCAACACUGCACAUUGGAGCACUUAGCUGUGUCAAAGGAGGCCUAUAUGUGUAUAGGGCGGCAGGUAGCUUAGUGGGUAAGAGCGUUGUGCCAGUAACCGAAAGGUCGCUGGUUCUAAUCCCAGAGCCGACUAGGUGAAAAAUCUGUCGAUGUGCCCUUGAGCAAGGCACUUAACCCUAAUUGCUCCUGUAAGUCGCUCUGGAUAAGAGCGUCUGCUAAAUGACUAAAAAAAUAAAUUAAAAAAUAAAUUAAAAAAUAUGUCAGUUUCCCUGCACAAGUAGUUCAAGGUAUGAUAUUUAGUGAUUCUGGUGAACUCAGAAGACAAAAUAAAGGUAACUACGACAUCACAUUUUCUCUCUGGCAUUGAUUGCAGUUCAGUGAGUCAGUUAGUCAAGUGACACAUACAGUGCCUUCAGGAAGUAUUCACACCCCUUGACUUUUUCCACAUUUUGUUGUGUUACAGCCUGAAUGUAAAAUGGAUUGAAUUUAUUUUUUUAUUUUAUUUUUACUGGCCUACACACAAUACCCCAUAAUGUCGAAGUGGAAUUAUGUUUUUUUGAAUUUUUUACUAAUUAAAAAUGAAAAGCUGAAAUGUCUUGAGUCAUUGAGUAUUCAACAUGUUUGUAAUGGCAAGUCUAAAUAAGUUGAGGAGUAAAAAUGUGCUAAACAAGUCACUUGUUUUUAAACCACUACCUCAUCUCUGUACCCCACACAUACAAUUAUCUAAGGUCCCUCAGUCGAACAGUGAAUUUCAACUACAAAAACCAGAGAGGUUUUCCAAUGCCUCGCAAAGAAGGGCACCUAUUGGUAACGGACAUAGAAUAUUCCUUUGAGCGUGGUGAAAUUAUUAAUUACACUUUGGAUGGUGUAUCAAUACACCCAGUCACUACAAAGAUACAGGCGUCCUUCCUAACCUAGUUGCCGGAGAGGAAGGAAACCGCUCAGGGAUUUCACAAUCAGGCCAAUGGUGACUUUAAAACAGUUACAGAAUUUAAUGGCUGUGAUAGGGCAAAACUGAGGAUGGAUCAACAACACUAUAGUUACUCCACAAUACUAACCUAAAUUACAGAGUGAAAAGAAGGAAGCCUGUACAGAAUAAAAAAUAUUCCAAAACAUGCAUCUUGUUUGCAACAAGGCACUAAAGUAAAACUGCUGAAAAAAAUUGGCAAAGAACAGAAUCAUUUCAAACCUUGAUUAGGCUACAUUGGGAUAUGAUUUGCCUCUUUAUUUAUGGAUGGGAAUAAAGCUGUAAUCGCUUCCAAAGGUGAUUCUAACAUGUAUUGACUCAGGGGGUUGAAUACUUUUCUAAUGAAGAUGCACUGUAUUAGUUUUUUUUUUUUGGUGUGUGUUUUUUACAAACGUUAGAAUUUUUCUUCCACUUUGACAUUACAGAGUAUUUUGUGUAGAUCCUUGACAAAAAAUGACAAAUCCAUUUUAAUCCCACUUUGUAACACAAUGUUUUUGGGGUUAAAAGUCAAGGGGUAUGAAUACUUUCUGAACGCACGACUAUAUUUUAGUGAUGCAAACAUUUUUUCUAUCUAAAAAAAUAUAUAAUAUAAUUGCUCUACAACAUUCGCAGAGUACGACCCUACCUUACACAGAAAGCGGCACAGGUCCUAAUCCAGGCACUUAUCAUCUCCUGUCUGGAUUACUGCAACUCGCUGUUGGCUGGGCUCCCUGCCUGUGCCAUUAAACCCCUACAAUUUAUCCAGAACGCUGCAGCCCGUCUGGUGUUCAACCUUCCCAAGUUCUCUCAUGUCACCCCGCUCCUCCACACACUCCACUGGCUUCCAGUUGAAGCUCGCAUCUACUACAAAACAUUGGUGCUUGUCGACGGAGCUGUGAGGGGAACGGCACCUCCUUACCUUCAGGCUCUGAUCAGACCCUACACCCAAACGAGAGCACUACGUUCAUCCACCUCUGGCCUGCUGGCUCCCCUACCUCUACGGAAGCACCUUCCGGAGACACUUGAAGCUCUACCUCUUUAAGGAAUAACUGGAAUAGUAUAACAGUAAUCCUUCAACUGCUGUGCGCCUGGCUGCGCGUCCCCUAAGUGGACACUUGGCCUUCCAUACAAUAUGCCAUGGUCUUUCAGCUCGAAAUAGUGGAUUUCUACUGAUGUGGCCGUUUAAGUGUACCAACCUUUACUGCGAAGAAAAGAGACAUUGCACAUUUUUGAAAACACACCAGGGGUCCCCAAUUACUUUCAGCGAUGGGUUGAUUUUUCCUUGAGCGGAUGUUCGGUGCCGGGACAUAGUUAUAAAUAAUUUGUACACCGCAAAUUGACCGCAAGAAUCUCAAACAGAUAUAGUAUAUGACAAAAACAGAAUUAUUUCAGACCUUGAUUAGACUACAUUGGGAUAUGAUAUGCCUCUUUACUUAUGCGUGGGAAUACUUGGGAAAAGAUUUCCUAAAUUAAAAUCACUUUGAGCUGAUUUCCUGGUCAUUUUACAGUAUUCUCUGUCCAACAACGAAAACUUGGUUCUAGGUAUAAUUAUUUUUCUAAGAGUGUAGCAACAAUCGACUGUGAGCAGUGAACAUGACAGUUGAUGUGUUGAUACCAUGUAUACAAGAAGAUACAACAAAAGAGGAUGGCCAGAGCUUACCCAUGAUGUUUCACAACGAUUUAAGUCAAUAAGUCAUUGUUUUAGUCAAAGUAUGACAAAUCCGAACUGCCCACUUCGUGCAAAUCCGUGUGAAUGCGUGUCUUUUUCUAUGAAAUGACAUACAUAUUCUUUCAGCCUACAUUUAGUUUCAGGGCUUUUAUUUGAACGUUACCACCCACCAGCAUGGCAUUGUAUAUUUGUUUAUUAAUCAGAAACAGCUGCAAAGUUAUUCCUCUUUGCUACUGAGAUGAACCAAAGAGCCUUGUGUCCACUUGGCCACCUGAGCCAUGGAGCAAAUACAAAUAGGUUAUUUAUGUUAAUCUUUACCAGAAAAUUAUCAGAAUCCAUUGGAUAAUUUUUACAUUAUAAAUUAUUUUUGAGCUAGUCUGUAUUAAAAAAUAUAUACAGCCAUUUUAUAAAUGGUAUACAGUGCCUUCAGAAAGUAUUCAUACCCCUCGACUUAUUCCACAUUUUGUGUUACAGACAGUGGCGAUUUUUACAUGUAAAUCUUGGUGGGGCAAACUCCCCCCCCCCCCUCAAAAAUGUUUUAUGCAUGCCAGCAAAGCCACUAUACAACACAAUACUAAAUAAUACAUUAAUUGCAAUAUAUCAGUGACAAACGGUGCCCACAAGCUGUUAGGGCCUACAUAAAGCUGUCCCAACAGAAGUCCCAACACCUUAUGACAAGAACAGCUCAAAUGAGCGAAGAGAAACGACAGUCCAUCAUUACUUUAAGACAUGAAGGUCAGUCAAUCAUGAACAUUUCAAGAACUUUGAAAGUUUCUUCAAGUGCAGUCGCAAAAACCAUCAAGCUCUAUGAUGAAACUGGCUCUCAUGAGGACCGCCACAGGAAUGGAAGACCCAGAGUUACCUCUGCUGCAGAGGAUAAGUUCAUUAGAGUUACCAACCUCAGAUAUUGCAGCCCAAAUUAAAUGCUUCACAGAAUUCAAGUAACAGACACAUCUCAACAUCAACUGUUCAGAGGAGACUGUGUGAAUCAGGCCUUCAUGGUCGAAUUGCUGCAAAGAAACCACUACUAUAGGACACCAAUAAUAAGAAGACACUUGCUUGGGCCAAGAAACACGAGCAAUGGGCAUUAGACCAGUGGAAAUGUGUCCUUUGGUCUUGAGUCCAAAUUUGAGAUUUUUGGUUCCAACCGCUGUGUCUUUGUGAGACGCGGUGUGGGUGAACGGAUAAUUUCCGCAUGUGUAUUUCCCACCGUGAAGCACGGAGGAGGAGGUGUUAUGGUGUAGGGGGUGCAUUUCUGGUGACACUGUCUGUGGUUUAUUUAGAGUUUAAGGCACACUUAACCAGCAUGGCUACCACAGCAUUCUGCAGCGAUACGCCAUCCCAUCUCGUUUGGGCUUAGUGGGACUAUCAUUUGUUUUUCAACAGGACAAUGACCCAACACACCUCUAGGCUGUGUAAGGGCUAUUUUACCAAGAAGGAGAGUGAUGGAGUGCUGCAUCAGAUGACCUGGCCUCCACAAUCCCUCGACCUUGACCAAAUUGCGAUGGUUUGGGAUGAGUCGGAACGCAGAGUGAAGGAAAAGCAGCCAACAAGUGCUCAGCAUAUGUGGGAACUCCUUCAAGACUGUUGGAAAAGCAUUCCAGGUGAAGCUGGUUGAGAGAAUGCCAAGAGUGUUCAAAGCUGUCAUCAAUGCAAAGAGUGCCUAUUUGAAGAAUCUCAAAUAUAAAAUAUAUUUUGAUAUGUUUAACAAUUUUCUGGUUACUACAUGAUUCCAUAUGUGUUAUUUCAUAGUUUUGAUGUUUUCACUAUUAUUCUAAAAUGUAGAAAAUAGUAAAAAAUAAAGAAAAAGACUUGAAUGAGUAGGUGUUCUAAAACUUUUGACCGGUAGUGUACAUAAUGGGGAAUGUGCUAGUGCACACUUCAGGAGAAGGGUGGAGAAUCGUGAUGUAGCCUUACACUUAGUGUGGAGUCCACGUGCCUCAUGGUUUGUUUGUUAAUGAAUCGCAAGGCUUCCUUUGACGGUGGCGGCUUCCUCUGACGGUGGCAGCAGAGCACGGGGACAAGGUCAUCCAGUGUAGGUGGCACACGCACGACCUCUCCUUCCUGUCCUCCUCCGCAGACAGGACAGUGAAACUCUGGGCCCAGUGUCCAUGA
This is a messenger RNA of Coregonus sp. 'balchen', 33178 nucleotides long. Lineage: Eukaryota; Metazoa; Chordata; Actinopteri; Salmoniformes; Salmonidae. The record is from the annotation of a GenBank genome assembly.